CGGGAGCCUAGCUAGUUGAGACUACUCAAAUUUACUCUAUUUUCUGUCCUGCUACUGAUCGCAAAACUAAUUUUCUAACUAUGGCUGCAAUAAUGGGAAGGACUCAGGUACAGAUAAAGAAUGUAGGCUCAUCAGCCAGUGUACCCAAUGACCCAAUAGCAAAGCUCAUGUACUAUUUUCAUUGUGUAUGUGGUUGUGUUGAGCCUGAUGAUGACUACACUAUACGUCGCCUGAGAGAUUAUGAGAAUUAUCAUCGAUUGACCAGCGAAGAAGAGGCCCAACUCAUAGUCCUCUGUCUUGCUCUCAGCCCUGACAACUUAAUUGGAUCAAUAUUUCAUCCAGUCAAUGAUUGUGGAUCAUCCACAAACAAGUUUGUUGAGAUAAGUGCCGUCAAAACAGACCUUCUUGUGACCAACUCUCUCCUCAUUGGAGGACAGCAGAAAAAGGUGCAAAAAGUAAUGUUUUUUGAGAAGAGGUGGAUGGAGGACAGCUUCAUUGAGCCUCUUCAAGCAGUGCAGAGGAGACUCAACCGUCCAGCUCAACGUCGUAUUGAGCCUCUCCCACAUCAUUACAGUCCUCCUGCUCCCCCUAGGGAAAGCAGUUCCUGCACUAUACUCUGAAAAAUGAACCAUUGAACUAUUAGCAAGAGUUGCUAUUAGUAAUACUACAUUAGCUUUUAGUAUGUAGGAGUGCAAGUAUAUAGAUCUACUGCAUUUUAUAGUAUGUGGGAUCACUGUUGUUGUUUCAUGUCUAGCCUGGGGUUGUUGACAGGAACAAGUACAUGUAGUUUACAUAGUCUAUUGAGUAUAGAGUGUUGGCUUGAUGUCAUAAUGGUUGUGAAGUUGUUACUGUUAUAAGCCCCUGUAGAUUUACUUAGUAUUAUUUCAAUUGCUAUACUUUUUUGAAAUAAUAAAGUUUUAGAUUCAAUGGUGUGUCAAAAUUGCACAGCAUGCGCAGAAAUUUUCAACUUACAAACCAUACAGAAAAAGGAUUUAUAAAUGAUUCAUCCAAAUGUUUUGGACC
Molecule: messenger RNA, 1023 nt
Organism: Amphimedon queenslandica
Lineage: Eukaryota; Metazoa; Porifera; Demospongiae; Haplosclerida; Niphatidae
Exons: 2
Coding region: 81-620 (179 amino acids)
Source: RefSeq, a predicted model, not a curated record